UUUCUCUCUGCCUCUCAUUCCUGAGGCUAGACCAAGGAAGAACAGAGCUCUACUUGGUGCGGCCGAGUACUGAGGACCCUCCAAAGAAUAAUUCCUCCUUUAAUCACUGUUUAUUAUUUUAUUUGCAAGCUGUAAAAGAAGGUUCAUAUUUUCUCACUUGGCUGAAGUGACACGUGGAAACUUGUUUUGCAAAGUUCGGCUCACUGGGCGGAGAGAAAGUUAAACACAUCAGAGUUUAUAGGAGGCUGAUACACGGCAUAAUGGAUCUUGUGGUAUUGGUGGCGUUCAGCUCCUGGGUGGCUCCUGCACUUGGAUCAGCGUUUGGCAGGGAAGUGUUUGCCUCAGCGGCAGAUGAGGACAAAGCAGACUAUGACAGUGCUUUUGAUUACGAUUAUGAAUCCCUGAGAAUCGGUGGCCUGGUUUUCGCAGUGGUGCUGUUCCUCAUGGGUAUCGCCCUCAUUGUCACCAGAAAAUGCACCUGCUCAAACAGUGACAAGUCAAGGUCCAGGGGUCCUGAUGCAGAGUCAGGUGUUCCAAGGGCUUAGUGGGCAUGAAGGCAAAGAGCAGUGGAGGUCUGUGUUGCUGACUGUUUGCCAUUAGGUGGCAGCAAAUACCUUGAUCACAGCUGAGGACAAUCUUUCCAUGGACACAAGAAGCUUUCUUCAAUUUCAUAAUUUCACAAUGUUACUUUGCUCCUUUCUUUUGUAAUGUUUUUUCCAUCAAUAAGUGUUAUUAGUGUCAUGAUAUGCCGACUUUAUAUGGUAGCAAUAGUGUGAUUAUUGUUUGUAUUUUUUUGUGAUGUUCGACAAAUGCAUAAGAAUAAACAAAUGUAUGAAAAGA
Messenger RNA from Epinephelus lanceolatus (giant grouper), 840 nucleotides. Its product is annotated as FXYD domain-containing ion transport regulator 6-like. Gene Ontology annotation, cellular component: membrane. The record is from RefSeq and is a predicted model, not a curated record. Gene Ontology annotation, molecular function: sodium channel regulator activity. Gene Ontology annotation, biological process: regulation of sodium ion transmembrane transporter activity. NCBI's taxonomy places the organism in Eukaryota, Metazoa, Chordata, Actinopteri, Perciformes, Serranidae.